AACAACAUCAAGCAUAGUAUUGUUUUUUAGCAAGAUGUUGGAUCUGAAAGAACUCUUCCUCCUUGGAAUUGCUCUUUCGUCGCUUGUCUCUAUCUGUCUUCGGUCCGCUUCCUUGUACGGGAAUGACAAGGUAGAAUAUACAGAUCAACCCAUUGGUCCCAUAGGUCAUGGUUCGUGUCUUUCAAAUAGCUCCAUUUACUGUCUAACUUUGCCUUAGUCAUUGGCAUACACCUCGGUCAGAGCUAUUCGCAAGUGGGUGUCUAUCAAGACUCCGGAUUUGAGAUUAUUACCGAUGAACAAGGCCGCAGUGACGUACCAUCAUAUGUCACAUUCUUGGACAACAAGGAACCUCUGAUGGGGUUCGAGGCAGAAGAAAAAGCUUUCAUUGAUACCUAUACCACUAUCUAUGAUACAAGGUAAGCAACAAAUGUCUACGGGUUCUUUAUGCGAAUUUGACAUUCCUAUCAAGACGUUUGAUUGGUCGAAACUUCUCGGCGCUCGAGGCCCAAGAAGCUGUCAAGGAGUUGCCAUAUACUGUGGUUGAUGAAAGUGAGCGGCCUUUGAUUAUGAUACCUAUGAGCGGUGAAAAACUGGCUAGAAAGCCGCAAGAGAUCUCAGCUUUGAUCCUAGCAAAACUAAAGGGCAUGGUAGAGGGACAUCUAAAUAAGACUGUUAAGAAUGCUAUUAUUACUGUUCCAUCCUAUUUCAAUCGCCAACAGAGACAAGCGACGGGAGAAGCGGCCGAACCUGCUGGGCUACAUGCAAUUCGCAUCAUUGACGAAUCAGUAUCUAUCGGCAUCGCUUAUAAGCUGGACUCUACGAUUUGCAAUAGGCCAAAUCGGUAUGACUGCAGGUUCCUUUUGUGCAAUGUUGGAGAGGAAGAAUCUGAACUCGCUCUUUUACACCAAGAGGAUGGCGUUUUCACUUAUUUGGGAACGAAGCGAGAUCGUGCUUUGAGGUGGAGUGACUCCAAAGGUACUUCUGCAGUUUCCGAACAGCUUGAGAUCGAUAAAUCGAGAAUUGGGGCUUCCGACUUAAUCAUACGGCUACUCGACGAUGCAAAGCUGGAUAACAAAGACGUCGACGGGGUCGUUGUCACUGGGGGGAAGAAUUCAGACAUUGUGCCAACACAAGAAGUUCUCAGGGCCAUUCUACCGGGGAAGAAAAUAAUACCUCCAUCUGGUUUCUCUCCAGAUCAAGCCAUCGUAUUCGGGGCAGCAUUUCAAGGUUAUAGGAUGUCAGAAUCUUCGCCUGGAAAUUACCCAAUGUUUCUGGACGUUAAUGAGUUGUCUCUUGGGUUUGAAUUGAGUACAGGAGCAUUCAUGCCAAUCAUUCCUAACGGAACUGUCUUUCCGGUCAGCAAAAAAGUAAUAGUAUCAGCCGCUACGAACAACCAAGAGAAAGUGGUUCUUCGCAUUUUUGAGGGCCAGCGUAAGAUUGCUGCCAAGAACCGGUUACUAGACACACUUGAACUUACAGGACUUCUCAAAUCAAGAUUGGAAAUUGAGCUACGUUUCAUGUUGGAUGAAAAUGAGGUUUUGGAAGUCUGGGUGAAAGGGGCCGAUGGUUUAGUGAGCGAGAAGUUAAUUGAGAUUGUUGUUAGCAAAGGGCGUAACUUAGAAGUGGAAAUUUUUGAUAUCCACAGAGAGGCAGAGAAACUUCACGAAGAGGACUUGCGGGAACUGACGGACUUUUCACCUAAGAUAGAAGAUGGUGUCAUUGUUCAGAACCCUCCACAAAAACCUGUCUCUUUUUGGAAGAAUAUUCGGGGAAAGAUAUUCUUGUAAACUAU
Messenger RNA from Hymenoscyphus albidus, 1792 nucleotides. The record is from the annotation of a GenBank genome assembly. Lineage: Eukaryota; Fungi; Ascomycota; Leotiomycetes; Helotiales; Helotiaceae.